GGAGAAUGUUAGCGGGACAUAGACUAGAUUAAAGCAUGCUCAAUUCACGAUUGCUUUGGUGCACACUGAUUGGCUAAUUCUUAACCAAUCAGCACUAGUCGAUAGUUGGAGAACACUCUAGAAUCUUCUCAUGUAGAAAACUAUAAAUAUACUGACGUUUUUCUCUAUUGUGCUUCUGACUUGCUAUUUGGAAUAUAAUCUCUUUCCUGUUCAACCGUGUUUUGAUUUGGGGACUUGUCGAGUGAAUCGGUGUCCGAGAAUACUAAGCAAUAGGAAUAGCUGGGUCAUUACCGUAAGAAAACAGGAUUAUAACAGUGGCGACGGGGAAAAAGGAAAACAAAUUCAAGAUGCCUAUAUCAGAUGACCAGCUUAACCGAAUACUACAACAACAGCAAGCACAACUUGAUGCACAAAUGCGGUUGUUGGAGACUCUGACUCAACAGCUCAACAUCCACAGCUCGAGUUCACACGCUAUUUCAAGUUCGUCUUGUGAUGCAGUUGCUAGCAGCAUCCCAGAAUUCAUCUAUGAUCCCGAAAAUGGAAAUACUUUUCUCACGUGGUUCAGACGUUGGGAAGAUACAUUUAGAACAGAAUUCUGUAAUCAAGACGAUGCGUGGAAGAUCCGAUUGUUGGUACGUAAGUUGGGAAGCAACGAACAUGCACGUUUUGCUGACCAUAUAUUGCCAAAGUUACCUCGAGAGCUCAGUUUCGAGGAGACGGUAUUUCAGCUGUCAGAGAUAUUCGGCGAGUCAUCCUCGUUGUUUAGUAUUCGAUAUCGGUGUCUAAAUUUGGUGAAACGCGAAGCUGAUGAAUAUGGUGUUCUAGCAGACAUUGUCAACAGAGAAUGUGAACGUUUCAAGUUACGCUCGUUGACUGAUGACCAAUUUAAAUGCUUAAUAUUCAUCAAAGCUCUUCAGUCACCACAAGAUGCUGAGAUCAGGACUAGACUUUUGGCUCGACUGGAUCAAGACCCAAACGUCACACUCAGAACAUUGACAGAUGAGUGUAAGCGUCUACAAAGCAUCAGACACGACAACGAGUUGAUUGAACAGGUAAAUCCUAAUUUAACCUGCGGUAGUGUAAAUACUAUUACUAGGCUAAAAGUUCAGAAGCCGGUAACAACUCGUAACAAACCAAGGACUGCAUGCUGGUUAUGCAGUGAUUGGCAUUAUCCACGAUUCUGUCCAUUCAAGAAGCAUAAAUGUCAGGAGUGCAACAAACGUGGACAUAAAGAAGGUCAUUGUCCACCGAAGCGUACGUCUCAGCCUAAGAAGAAGCAUAAACGCCCUCGACAUGUGAAAUCAGCCGAGUCUAAAUCUCUUUCUCUGGUAGCUGCUUUUCAAAGAAACUAUGACAUUCGGAGAAAGUAUGUUACCAUCCAGAUAAACGGCAUAUCAGCUCGUCUUCAAAUUGACACGGCAUCAGAUAUCACGUUAGUGUCUAGAGAAACGUAUAACUUGCUGGGUAAACCGCCAAUGAAGCCAUCUAAGAAAACGGCUAAAAACGCAUCAGGUGGUGUGCUAAAACUGGUUGGUGAAUUACAGUGUGAAUUUUCCUUCAAUGGAACUAACUGUACAGGAAUAUGUUACCUAACAGAACGGCCGAACCUUGAUCUUCUUGGUCUAGAUAUGUUAGACAAACUUGGAAUAAUGGAUGUACCAAUUAACAGUGUCUGUAACGUAUCGUGUUCAUCAUUGGACACCCCAUUACUUCCAAAGAAGACAGGUGAUAGGUUACUAGGAAAACCGAAAAGAAAAAUACGAACACAUUUCGAUGUCAUCCAUCCUACGCCAGCUAUUGAACCCCAACGAAACCUAUCGAUGGAGAAUCAGUUCAACCGACAUCAUGGGGCACAAAGACGAUUGUUCACGGUGGGACAAAAAGUGCUUGCUAUGGACUAUCGUGGGAAACAUCCUACAUGGACAGCUGGUCGGAUCUUGAGAAAGAAGGGGAGUGUGGUUUACGAGGUGUCAGUUGGCUCGGAAGUUUGGGUACGUCAUGCUAACCAAUUGAAAGCAACUUCGAUAGCCAGUAACAAGAUUCAAUAUCGAUUACCUCUUGAUGUUCUGCUAGACACCUUUGAAAUCAAAACGCCGGGAAUAGACACGUCAGUUUCUGUGCAAGAAAAGAGUGAUACUUCUCUAUUGCCUAGACGAUGGACUAAUCGAAAGCAAAGGCCAGUCACUCGGUUGCAGUUGGACCCUAGCACCAGAUCCUACGAAUCUGCUCAAAGGGGAGGUGUUAGCGGGACAUAGACUAGAUUAAAGCAUGCUCAAUUCACGAUUGCUUUGGUGCACACUGAUUGGCUAAUUCUUAACCAAUCAGCACUAGUCGAUAGUUGGAGAACACUCUAGAAUCUUCUCAUGUAGAAAACUAUAAAUAUACUGACGUUUUUCUCUAUUGUGCUUCUGACUUGCUAUUUGGAAUAUAAUCUCUUUCCUGUUC
Messenger RNA from Schistosoma guineensis, 2445 nucleotides. NCBI's taxonomy places the organism in Eukaryota, Metazoa, Platyhelminthes, Trematoda, Strigeidida, Schistosomatidae. The record is from the annotation of a GenBank genome assembly.